AUGCUCAAGGGUUUAACUAAAGAUCUUACGGGCACUGCCGACAUUUGUCACACAGCUAAAGACUUGAGCAAGCUCCAUGCUACUUCGUAUUUAUUACCUGGCGAAGAAAUUAUGUUUGCCUUUGAAUCUGGAAAAGAAGAAUUUGCCUUUACUAAUGAAGCUCUCAUUAUGACAUCAGGCGAGAGUGCCACCACUACCCGAAAGCUUGUACAACGUGCAUCAUAUCGAGAUUCGAUAAUUUCAAAUGUAUUGUUUGAAACUACUGGUCGCGUUGAUCGGGAUUGUGAAAUUAAGUUUCUAAUUGGUGAUAUUGACGUAUCGAUCGAUAUUGCUCGAAAGGAAGAAGAUUUUGUCAAGGGAUUCUAUGAAACGCUUUUACUUCUUUCUCGAGCACAAAAGAGUCGUGCACGCAGUUGGGAACAAGCUGAAAAAGGACUCGACAAAGCUGCUGACAGCUUCAAGAUCAGAGAUGGUCACAACCUCGUGUCACUUGCGUCCGACGUGGCUGCAUGGCUUGAUAAUGCCUAUAAUCAACGCAACUCACGCUGCUAUCGCGAAGUGAUAGCGACAGCAAUGGCGCAGGUGGUCGCUGAAGAUAAGAAUGUGAACACAUACCAUGUUGCAUGUAGUACAUCAACGUGGGGUCUAGGGAAGCAAGCAAAAGCAUGGAGGAAGAGGAAGCCUCAGAAAGAAGAGAUGCUGCCUGACGUGUACUUCGAGUUGGUGGAUAAAGCAACACGACUCCCCCUUCCAGAUACCUCCGUUGAUGCGGUGACUGAUUUACCUGAUCAUGCAAGCGUGAUUCGAUUCCGAGAUGCAGUGCUACGCAAGUGCCCGAACUCCCUUACGAAUGUUGAUGCAGCCAACCUGCGAGUCUACGCAAACCGAGCAGUGUAUGAUGACAAGGAUGGCAAGCCUUUGAAAGUAUCGGCUAAAGUGGAUGAUCUUGGAAAAGACGAAGAUCUUGCACUGAUCGUGGAAGUGCCGCAGCGAGAGAGUGGUGUGCCAAUUCACCGAUUCAUCCUCUUCCUAUCACCAGCAGCGUCGGGGAAGACGUCGUUAUUGUCGCUGUUUGCUCGCAGAUAUCCUGACCUGAAUUGUAUCCCCGUCUCGUUUCUUCGUUCGCAAGUAUCAGCGGUUGACCAGCUGCGAUCAUGCGGGAUCGAUAUCUAUGACAGUACAAUGAACCUCAGCUCACACCAGAAUCAUGUUGUUAUGAUCGAUGAUGCUCAAGCGAAGUACGAUGAUAAGGAUUUUUGGGCCACCUUGAUCAAGGUUGCUCCGUCGUGGUUACCAGACAAUGUUCGCUUUAUAAUCUGUGCGACGCAUGCGCUCGAAUGUGGAGUAGAGAGUCCAGUUGAGCUCCAAUCGCUUUUGAAAUUCGGCAGAAGUGAUUUCCUGCUAAGUGACGAGGAAGUACAAGAAUUCUUGGUACUGCCAUUGACCACCGGAUUGCCCGACAGGAUGAAGAAACAAAGCUUCAUUCAGCUGCUGAUUCGCGAGUGCAGUGGACUUAUCGGUGCGUUGCGGAUUACACCGACCAGUUGCGCCGCUGAUGAAGACAAUCGUUGCAUCGUGACUUUGAAGAAAGCUGGAAUUAUUGUCGAAGAUGUCGACCAGCUGGUGAGAUUUUCAUCUCCAUUGGCAGAGAAGUACUAUAGCAAGUGUCUUUUUCCGAAUCGUGCGCUUGCAAAUCCUUCGUCGCUGCGUGAACUGAUCACGAGAAUUGUUGGCAACAUGUCGGCAUCUGCGCUACGGCAGUCUGUGGUUGGCGAGACGAAUUUCCCCAAGGAAGCUAUUUUCCAGCAUCAAUUCAUGGAAGGCCUUGCGUUGAACACCCAUCGGACGUGCUUGAUUUGCCCAGAGUUAUCACGUGUAUUCCCUUCGUCGCCGGCCGAUAGUGAUCAGCCGUUGAGAAUCGAGGGAAAAAUUGACUUUUAUCUCAAUGGAAGUCUGCGGUGGGGGCUUGAGCUGCUGGUGAAUGGAGACAACAUCGGUGAGCACAUGGCGCGAUUCGCAUCAGAUGGAAAGUAUGCUGCACUUGCAGUGAACGAUUAUGCAGUCAUUGACCUUCGAGGCAACAAGACUGGGAAAGUCACAGGCGUCUCUUGCAUGGAAAAGCGGGCAAAUCACAUCCAAAUGACGUCCAAACGCGGUCCACAUGUUAUGAAUUUCAAUGGAUUACUUGCGCGUCUACGAAGCGGAAAAACGCAUGUAAAUCUGAAGACAAUGCUCGUCUCUCAUGCGUUCGUUGAUUUAUGGCACCUGAUUGAAGAUGAGAAGAGCUUCGACAAGCAUCUAUUCAGCCUUCUCGACGAGCUUGAGCAGAUGUCAUAUCAAUCUCGAGAAUUUGAUUCGGCGUACAAUGAGCAACUAGAUGGUGUUGUAAAACGCCUGAAGAUGCUACAAGGAGCUACGGCUAUUGGCGAUAAUAAUCCAGGCAUAAAAAAGGAAAUGAAGCAGCUUCUUGACAAGCUGUAUGAGAAGGGAGUUUUCUCAACGAACUAUUACACUCAGUUCAAGCGUCUGAUGAAGCUCUCCUAG
Messenger RNA from Plasmopara halstedii, 2544 nucleotides. Its product is annotated as P-loop containing nucleoside triphosphate hydrolase. Lineage: Eukaryota; Oomycota; Peronosporomycetes; Peronosporales; Peronosporaceae. The transcript has 6 exons. Bases 1 to 2544 code for a protein of 847 amino acids. The record is from RefSeq and is a predicted model, not a curated record.